UGAUUUUACACGGGACUAAUUCGUUAUUCAAUAUGCUGAUAAGAGUAAUUAGCACAGACAACAAAAGAUUAUAACAGACAUCAUAACACAAUGAAUUCAAUUUUAAUUUAAUGUUUAGUUAUGUUACUGGCAGUUGUGGUGUGGUAAUUAUUUACAAAUCGCCAGCUUUUUAUUGUGGAAUUAAGCCAUUAAAAUUAAGUACUUGUAGCAGUUAUAAGAAAUAGAGGUAACGAGACACAAUGUACUGUCCUCACUGAGAUUUCUGAGAAACACUAACUAUAAAUUAUACUGGCAAACAAGGAAUUUAACAAGAAACUUCACAAUGUCCCAGAAACCGAGCAGGCAGGGUAGUUACAUUUCUAUUAAUGUACCUGAAACAGCCAACCAUGCCACUCGAAGGCGAUUUUUCUCAGUGUUCAGGAAAAAAACACCCCAUAGUGAAACUUCUGCUCAGGGUACAAAAAAUGCAGAAAUCAGAAGGUUAUUGGCUCUUGCAAAGCCUGAAAAAUGGAAAAUUAUAUGUGCAAUAGGUUUUUUAUUAGUUUCUAGUACUGUGACAAUGGCGAUUCCAUAUAGUUUAGGUAAAAUUUUAGAUGUAGUUUAUAAGGAUAAACCUGAUGGUGCAACAGCAGAUGAAGCAAAACAAAAUUUGUUUAAAAUCACAACAAUUUUAAUGGGAGUAUUUGUUUUGGGUGCUGUCUGUAAUUUUGGAAGAAUAUAUUUCAUGUCAAUAGCUAGUUACAAAAUUAUACAAAGGUUACGUUCAAAAGUAUUCAAUUCAAUUUUAAAACAAGAACAAGGCUGGUUCGACAAACGAUCAACUGGCGAGUUAAUUAAUAGAUUAUCAUCAGAUACUCAAGUGGUUGGUCAAGCUUUGUCAACGAAUAUUUCCGAUGGUCUCAGGUCAUUUGUUAUGGUAUGCGCUGGUACGGGAAUGAUGAUAUACAUGUCUCCUAAACUUGCGUUGGUGGGCUUGACGGUGGUACCGCCGCUAGUCUUGGUGGCAGUUUGUUACGGCCGAUUCGUGCGUAAUGUCUCGAAGAAAUUGCAGGAUUCGCUGGCGGAAGCGGGAAAAGUGGCUGAAGAACGAAUCGGUAACAUUCGAACGGUCAAAACUUUCGCACAAGAGCAAAGGGAAAUGCAGACCUACUCUGAAACAAUAAAUGCAAUCCUAAGUAUAUGCUACAAGGAAUCCAAGAUGAGAGGGAUAUUUUAUGCCAUGACUGGAUUUAGUGGACAUGUGAUAAUAAUAUCUGUUUUGUAUUAUGGUGGAAUAUUGGUGGCGACUGAUAGUUUGACCGUUGGUGAUUUAUCAUCAUUCUUGUUGUACGCUGCUUAUAUUGGCAUAUCAUUGGGCGGUCUUUCUAGUUUUUAUUCAGAAUUGAACAAGUCCCUUGGAUCAGCCACAAGACUAUGGGAAAUUAUUGACAGGGAGCCUUGCAUACCAAUUCAAGGUGGUUUAAUACCAAUGCAACCUCCAGAAGGUCACAUAUUAUUUAAGGAUAUAAAUUUUGCAUAUCCAUCAAGGAAUGACGUUCAGAUAUUCAAAAAUCUCAAUUUGGAAAUCACACCGGGACGCACGGUUGCCGUUGUCGGACCAAGCGGUUCUGGAAAAAGCACCUUGGGGGCUCUACUGUUACGACUAUAUGAUCCCUCUAAUGGUUCCGUCAUUUUAGACGACAGUGAUAUAAAAAAACUGGAUCCUUGUUGGAUUAGGAGAUUUAUUGGGACAGUUAGUCAGGAACCUAUAUUAUUUUCAUGUUCUAUAAGGGAUAAUAUCCUUUAUGGAGCGGAUGAUCCUGAGAAAGUAACUGAAGAAGAUUUAAUGAGAGUUGCGAAAGAGGCGAACGUACAUGAAUUUGCAUCACAGUUGCCUAGCGGUUUUAAUACUUUGGUUGGUGAACGAGGAGUAAUGUUGAGUGGCGGACAGAAGCAAAGAGUCGCAAUUGCCAGGGCUCUAAUAAAAAAUCCCAAAAUUUUAUUAUUAGAUGAAGCAACCAGUGCUUUAGAUGCGCAAUCAGAACAUUUGGUUCAAGAAGCUCUAGAAAGAAUUAUGAAAGGAAGAACAGUUCUGACGAUCGCCCACAGAUUAUCAACUAUUCAAAAUGCCGACACAAUUGCCGUUUUAAAAGACGGAGUGAUCGUCGAACAGGGUUCUUAUCAAGAAUUACUUAAUUUAGAAAAUGGCGUUUUUAAAGACUUAAUGAAACAUCAGACGUUUCAAGUGGAAUGAAAUUGCACCAUCAAUAUAAUUGAUUUUAUAUUAUGUGUGGUACAAAUUGAUAUUUUAUUAAAUUGUGUAUUAUGUUAUAGUUGAAUGAAUAAAAUUUGUUGAAUUUAAAAA
This is a messenger RNA of Aethina tumida (small hive beetle), 2344 nucleotides long. RefSeq names its product ATP-binding cassette sub-family B member 10, mitochondrial. NCBI's taxonomy places the organism in Eukaryota, Metazoa, Arthropoda, Insecta, Coleoptera, Nitidulidae. Gene Ontology annotation, cellular component: membrane. The record is from RefSeq and is a predicted model, not a curated record. Gene Ontology annotation, molecular function: ATP binding; ATP hydrolysis activity; ABC-type oligopeptide transporter activity. Gene Ontology annotation, biological process: transmembrane transport. The coding region runs from base 323 to 2233 and encodes 636 amino acids. The transcript has 9 exons.